GAAAGCUCAGUGUGCGUGUAACCUGUGUUAAGAGUGGUUGCUGCUCGUGUCUCGUCCCAUUGAAGGUUGUGUGGCGUCGUCCGCUGCUCCCCCUCCUCUCACCCUGUUCACCUGCACAUCGUCCCCCCCACCACCGGUCACAUCCAACAGAAACAACAGUAAGAAGAUAAGCAGCAGCAACAUGGGUCUGGCGGCGAGGUUGGGCAUGCGCACCAGACGGGCACGUCUGAGGCCACUUCUCCUGGCCACCUUCACCUAUUUGGGUCUCGUCACCUUGUUGACCCACGGCCACACCCUCCUCCGUCACCCAGGAGAGUCGGUGGCGCCCGAGGCUGAGGCAUCAUCAGCGGGGUUGGUGUCCCGGCACCUCCUCCAGGAUGACGAAGAAAACUACUCAUCUUCGUCACCUUCGUCGCCUCCGCAGGAGAACUGCACACUGCCGGCCAUCGAACAGUUUCCGCGGGGCUUCAUGUCUCCCAGCGCCAGGAAGAGUGGUGGCCUCAUCGUUCACAUCAUCAUCACUAUCUACAUGUUCGUCGGUAUCGCUAUUGUGUGUGACGAGUACUUCGUCCCUUCCCUCGAGAUGAUCUGUGACGGACUGCACCUGAGUGAGGAUGUGGCUGGAGCUACCUUCAUGGCUGCUGGGUCGUCGGCUCCCGAGCUGGCCACCUCCGUCAUCGCUGUCUUCGUUGCCAAGGAUGACAUCGGGAUCAGCGGGGUGAUCGGGUCAGCGGUGUUCAACAUCAUGUUCGUGAUCUCUGUGUGUGCACUGUUCUCCGGGCGUGUGAACAUCAACUGGUGGCCGCUGAUACGAGACUCCACCUACUAUUGCCUCGCUAUCUUCGCUCUCCUGCUUACCAUUUAUGACGAGGAGGUUACCUGGUACGAGAGCACCUUCCUGCUACUGUUGUACUUACUCUACAUCGUGAUGAUGUGGAAUAACUCGCGCCUCGAGGUCUGGGCCAACACACUCAACGUGCCCUUCAAGAACGCCACCCAGGGCGAGAAGUCCACCCUUUUCGGCACAAAGCCCGUACCUCCCAUGGGGGACCCUGGUCUGGUGAAGGACCCCACAGACCCUAAUAACCCGGAACUAGGACAACAAGACACAUCGCCUCUUGUGAUGAGUUAUGGCGCCACAGGGAGCGAGGAGGGAGGCGUGUGUGUGCCUCUGCUGAUGACUCCUGAUGAUACCAUUGACUCCAGUGAUGCUAGUGAUUCCUUCGACUCAUCGGGUGGCAUUUAUACCAAAGAUUCAUAUGCCAAUGGUGAGGGGAUGCCCAAGCAAGUAGAACCAGCAGAGGUAGAAGCGGCUCCUACCAGGUCCAUGGCUCCUGAGAUGAAGGAUGACGAUGUAUCACCCUGGACAGUACCAGUGGGUAUAUGCGAGCGAAUUAAUUGGGCUCUGUCACUGCCUCUUGUUGCCCUCCAUCACUUCACUACCCCAGACUGCCGCAGGGAGCGUUUCCGUCGCUGGCACCUCAUCACAUUUAUCAUGAGCAUGAUCUGGAUUGCUGCCUAUUCAUAUGUCAUGGUCUGGAUGAUAACAAUCAUUGGUUUCACUUUGGGCAUCCCUGACACCGUCAUGGGUCUAACACUCAUUGCUGUUGGUGUGUCUGCUCCUGAUGCUCUUUCAUCUCUCUGUGUUGCCAAGCAGGGUUUUGGAGACAUGGCAGUCAGCAAUGCCAUUGGGAGCAACGUGUUCGACAUCCUUCUUUGUCUGGGUUUUCCCUGGUUCCUUAAAACUGCUGUCAUCUACCCUGGUACCAUUGUUCCGGUUGAGAGUAGAGGUCUGACGUACUCGACCAUCUCGCUCUUCUCAACGGUGAUUUUUUUGAUCAUUGCCACUCACAUGAAUGGCUGGAAGCUAGACAAGAAAUAUGGAGUGGUGCUCAUGUUUUGGUAUCUCAUUUUUAUGGUAUUUGCCAGCCUGUAUGAGCUCAAUGUCUUUGGCUACCUCAAUCCACCUGAGUGCUCAAGCCCUUAUUGAGCUCACCCACUAAAGCUUAAGGGUAUUUAUAUCAAGCCUACUAGGAUUUUCAAUGUCAUUUGCAUAUGCUGCAAUUAUUUUUGAGGCAUUGCAGUAUUUAUGGUUGUGAAUUUUGUUUUGAAACUAGAGAGUAUGCAUUAUACAUAAUAAAUAAUUAUUUAUUGCUAUGGAAACUGGAUAUAUAUAUAUUUAUUUUAAUUUGAAUGUGAAAAUAUUUACAGUUUCAUAUUUAAUCUUAUCUUAAGCCUUUAGUGAAAUGCAUAAUGAAAGAUCUUUCAGUAGAAUAAAUACUGAAAGUAAUACAUAUUUAAAGACCUAUACAGGUAUUGUAUUUCAAAAGUUUAAUGCGGAAAUAGGUUUAUCUUUAAGACGUCUGAGAGUUCAAAGCUGUUAAGAAAAAUCUUAAGAUUUUAUUUGAUAUCCUUCCAAUAGAUCAGAGAAUUUUAUUGUAUAGUUUCUUUAUAGAGUGGAAUCCUGAACAGAUGCUGAGAAUGUUAUGUUUUGCCUUCUUGCAGUGAUAGUUUUGAUAUACCAUAAAUGAGUAGAAUCUUUGUAUUUGUCACCAGCAUGCUUCCAACACAAAGAUCAAUUUCUUGUCCUUCAUGUUCAAAUUUAAUAUACCAAAAGCUUGAGCAUUUGUAUGUGACAAGGAUAUUUUUUAACUUUUUUUCUGAGAGAUACUGUCAAAAAACAUGGUAAUAAUGUUCCUUAAAAAGGUGUGUUACCCAAAACUUUGUUAAUAAGCAAAAUGAAGAUCAUACAAGAGAAAUGGAGUGAACGUUCGUGACAUUUAGGAAAAAUAAAGUUAAAAUUUUUGUAAUUCAUCAAAAAAUAAUAGUUUUAGAUUCCAUACAUAGUUGUUGCAUGUUGAUCUGGAAAUACUGUAUCAAAGUGCGAGCAUUGCCAAAAAAUAUGAAAAAAAUCCCAGAAUAGCGAGAAAAGUAUCAAGUUAUUAUCACUGUUGUUAUUGGGUUUAAGGGCUGUGAUGGUCCAGGCUGUUGAGUUCAUCUCACUGUUAUGAAAUUGACUACCACAAGGCUUUUGUAAAUAUAAACUAUUUAAUUCGUGUUAAUAAUUUUAUUUAAAUAAAAAAUUAAAAUACAG
Messenger RNA from Cherax quadricarinatus, 3094 nucleotides. Its product is annotated as probable sodium/potassium/calcium exchanger CG1090. Gene Ontology annotation, biological process: calcium ion transmembrane transport; intracellular calcium ion homeostasis. Gene Ontology annotation, cellular component: plasma membrane. NCBI's taxonomy places the organism in Eukaryota, Metazoa, Arthropoda, Malacostraca, Decapoda, Parastacidae. Gene Ontology annotation, molecular function: calcium channel activity; calcium, potassium:sodium antiporter activity. The record is from RefSeq and is a predicted model, not a curated record.